Molecule: messenger RNA, 4423 nt
Organism: Pararge aegeria (speckled wood butterfly)
Lineage: Eukaryota; Metazoa; Arthropoda; Insecta; Lepidoptera; Nymphalidae
Gene: kay
Product: transcription factor kayak
Exons: 6
Coding region: 341-1507 (388 amino acids)
Biological process (GO): regulation of transcription by RNA polymerase II
Cellular component (GO): nucleus
Molecular function (GO): DNA-binding transcription factor activity, RNA polymerase II-specific; RNA polymerase II cis-regulatory region sequence-specific DNA binding
Source: RefSeq, a predicted model, not a curated record
CGCGAUCCGCCGCGGCCGGCCGCCGUACGACGCGCGCGCAACGAACGAACGACCCGCACUCCCGCGCACACGAUUAGCUAACGCGAACUGUCGCGAUCGAGACCGACUAUCGCCGAAUAUACAAACGUCUGAGACUUACUAAACUAACCGAAUUUAAAAAAAAAACCCAGUCACCUGCACCAGUGUAUUGUUUAGAUAAUACAAAUUUGCGAGGGCGGAUUUUAUAACGAACACAUCGACUAACAAACUCGAACCCGCACGAAGGUGUCGCGUCGCAAAAAGCGCAACACAAUAGAGUAAGCGUCUAAUUAUAAACGUGGUUGUGGUGCCGACACUCGAAAUGCAGAACAUUGAUCCGCUGGAGUUCGCCAAUAUGCUGGCUACGGAGCUGUGGUGUCAACAGUUGGCAAACCUAGAGGGCCUCCAGUCGGGGGUCCCAACCCGCACCACGGCGACCAUAACACCCACGCAGUUGCGCAGCUUCGAGCAGACUUACAUCGAGCUGAACAACUGCCACAGUGAGCGCACCAGUCACGCGGGCUUUGUGCCGCCCUCCGUGGCGCAGGGCAACUCUUACGGCAUCCUGAAUCCGGUGGGCUACUGUGACUCGGGCCCGACGACGCUGCAUGUGUCGCCGGGCCCCCUCUCAGCCAGCGGUGACAGCAGCAGCAGUCCCGGCCUUCCAGCUCCCAAGCGACGCAACAUGGGCGGAAGGCGACCAGCGAAAACUCCCCAAGACAUCACUCCCGAAGAGGAAGAGAGGAGAAAGAUUCGCCGCGAACGAAACAAAAUGGCCGCAGCACGCUGUCGCAAACGAAGGCUCGACCACACCAAUGAAUUGCAAGAUGAAACCGACCAACUCGAAGAGAAGAAACAGAUGCUACAGGAUGAAAUACGUAAACUCAAUGCCGACAAGGAACAAUUACAAGCGAUAUUGUCAAACCACCUGCCGGUGUGCCGGCUCAACAAGCGAUCGACCAGCCCUCCAGACGUCAAGCCAUUCCAGGAACAGAGCCCUUACGAGUAUCCUGAUGUACCGGAGGAUGGCGUUAGAGUCAAGGUUGAGGUGAUGGACCCCAACGUGGACCCCGUCCUUGGGUUAGAUAACGAUAUCUUUACCUCGCCGGCGGCAGACAAAAGAAUAAUGCUGUCGGCGGCAAACCCAGCGGUGGUAACCAGCGCUUCCUCGUUGGACACGCCUCCCGUGCGCCCCAACAGACCCAACUUCCUACAGGUGCCCGUACCCUUGACUCCCGCGCAGAUCCACAACAACAAAGUACUGGGCAACAGUAACAAAAUCGCCGGCAUUGAAAUCAGCACACCAAGCAACGGGAUACCCUUCAACUUCGACAGCAUAAUGGAGGGUGGCACGGGACUGACACCCGUGUACCCGCACCCGCACCCUCACCCACAUUCGCACCCGCACCCGCACCCGUGCGCUCAACAGCAGCGUAUCACACCUGACUUGUCCUCCCCCGAUGCGCAUAACAGCCUUGUGAGCCUCUGAGACCAUCUUUCCGCCGUCUGCCCUCUGUUCGAGCCUCUGGACCUCUUGGGGGACCUGGAGCACUCGCUGUAGCAGCACGGCAAUCACUUCUAUUAUAAACCGAAAGUACCGCGACGAGUUGGUCGCACUACACGUCAAGUAGUUUUUAUAGACGCUUUGUAGGCGGAAGUAUCACGAUAGGCCAGUCGCACUACAUCAUAGAGUUUAUAUUCAUAGGUGCCUCAUGUAAGUGAAAAACGCACAGUUUUUUUUUUAAUUGAAACCUUUUAGCAACUUAAUAAUUAUUUAAAGGUUGAAGCUACAAUACGUAGGAAUGUUUUAUAGUUUCGCAGUCGUGAUACUUUUGUCUCACGCUAGAAUUUAACUGGAAUAUAAGGCUUAGUGUUGCCGGAUCUCUGAAGACAGAAGUCCAUGCUAUAAAAAAUAAAAAAUUUAAGAUUUUAUUUUUAAUAAUUAAAGAUUUUAUUUUUAAUUAUUAAAUCUGGCAACACUAGUUCUGUUUGAGGAGCACUAGACCGCUCGCGUGCCUUGGCCGUCGGGGCCCACGUCAGACGUGCGCACCGAAACUAGUUCGUACGUGUAAAGACUACGCUAUAUUUCAUUCUUCAUACUUCUUUCUCAUUUUCUAUCGUGCUAUCUUUGUCUCCCGGGCCCCCGCCGGCUUUUUCCGGGGGCCCAAGUAACAUACUUGCUCACUACGUGCUUUGUAUUUAUAUUAUUGAAAUACAAUAGUCUUAGUUCAUAGCGUAUCGGCCUACGAAAGUCAAUUGAUAUCUAAGCUGUUCUAGGAUUCUAAUGGAGAAUAUUUUUUAUAUUAGUAGUUUGUAUUUCACAGUGGAUAUAAUUGUGAUGUUUACAAAAAAAAAACAUGAAAAUAAAACAGAGUUUUAUUUGAAGCAUUUCAGGGAUAAUUAUUUCGAGUUGUGCUUAAAAUAUUCUAGCGAGGCUAGACUAGUUGUAUUUUAUAUUAAAUGUAUGUAAAAGAUAUCUUUACGCAUAUUAUUAAAGUUGGCGUCACGUAAGUUGGGUCAAGGAUUUGUUCGCUGUGACAAACGUGUCAAACGGCUGCCAUUUUAUGAUCUGUCAAAUUUCAUUUUAGUUUCAAAUUAGCUGUAUACGUUUGGAUUGCGAUGCCCCUUUCGAUUCCCCGAUUUACACGUCCUUAUAAACUAAAUCCGGGAUAUUAUAACCUAAAAUUUCAGGAUGAUUUAAAGGAAGCGCUACUAAUUAGAAAAACCGGUUUUAUAUGCAUAUUUAAUUCGAUCGAAUGUAAUUUCUUUACCCUCUACCUUUUUUAAGCUUGCAUAUCAAACGUAAUCUACAAACUUUUUUCUUGUUCUCUCCUAUAAUCACUUCUCGGCUUGGACCAAUAUUAUCUAUGGCAUUAGUUUUUAACUGCUCACGAAAUGCAUUUUGUGAGCAGUUAAAAAACUCUCAACUCUUUAUUACUUAUACGUAAAUUUUGACAGCUUUGAUUAAGAGUGAGAAUCAGGGCGCAGAUGCAACGGAGUUCUCCUAUCUAGUGUCAACUUACGUGACGUCAGUUUACGGCACAAUAUUUAUAAAAAUACCCGCGUCGACGCGUCUCGUCAUAAUAUAAUAAAGUAAAAUGUGUGCCAUUCGCUACAUCUACUCUCGUAAACUUUACAAUAAUUAAUGAGUACGGAAUAUUUAGUUAACCAUAGACUAACAGCAAUAUUACUUAAUGAUAUACCGUUAAUCGGGGUCACUUUGCUUUUUAAUGUUACUUUACACAGCCAAUGGAAAAAUGGACUUUAAUUUUCUUUCAAUUUCAACCACUGUAAUUUUCAAGUCUUCUUCUCUAAAGGCUCUUCUAAUGAAAGAUAUAAAAAAGAAUUACAAUAAUUUAAAUUGCUGUUAUGCAUACAAAUGUUUUGUUUUUUAAAUUUAAACUCGUUACUUUGCAAAACCUAUAAAAGCCUUAAAACCUUACAUUACCCACGAAAUAUCCAUGUAAUUUGGUAACGUAUAACUUAAUAUAUUUCAAUUAAGAUUAGAACAAAAAACGUUGUUAACUUGAUAGAAAGGCCAAUAAAGGAUUGUUCGAUAAGUUAAAUCUUUAAUCAUUUCCGAAAAAAAAAAGUUUUUAUAUUUUUUGUUGUCUGUUCCAGUUACACAGAAAAGCAAAGUUAGCCGGAUUUAGUGUAAUUAAUAUAUUGAAUUUAAGUUAGCUCAAUGUCGAUGUAAUGUCAUACCGUUCCAUUGGAUUAGGUACUGGUAGUAUAAAAUUAUUGUAUAAGAAAUUCUUGUGAUACGUCCAGUGAUGUGCGCUCCGUAUGGAGGCGAUCAUUUAUUGUGUAUACUCAUGGCCUCGUCCCAAACUAUAUUAAAUAAUAUUUGAUAGAAGCAGGCGUUAGAAGAAGUCCAUGAUUUAAAGCCUGACCAGGAAAAUAAAAAAAAACCUCUUUUGGACACGCCACAUUGGCAUGGCAAUAAAUUUGCCAAAGGAAGUGUAUAGAAGAAAAUAUUCCGUUUUUAUUGGCAAAAUAUGGCAUGGCUUUUUUAUUUCCCUGUGUUGAGUCUAGCAUGGCUGCCACGAGAUAAUUAUGACUACCCGUUACUCGUAUUUUUCUAUAGAGAUAGACGAGAUAAAGGGUAGACAUAACUCUCUCGUGGCGCGCAUGCUAGUCCUACUUGGUCAGGUUUUACAAUGAAAAUUAAACUUGAUUGUUAUAAUCUGUGACACCCAGACAAAGGUCAAUUUUUUUUAAAUAAACACUAAACAAAUCUGUAUCCUUAUAGGAUGGGAAAGCGGAUUAUGGCAAAUAAGCUUAGUAUUCAUUGUAUGACAUAUUUUAUUAAUUAAUGAUUAUGAAAUUGGUGCACCAAUGUCGGUUCUAUAAUCUAUUUUUUUUUUUUUGUAAUUUAGAUUUUGCAAAAUAUAUACAAAAAAAA